Messenger RNA from Gallus gallus (chicken), 2348 nucleotides. RefSeq lists its product as uncharacterized. Bases 203 to 1579 code for a protein of 458 amino acids. The transcript has 2 exons. Lineage: Eukaryota; Metazoa; Chordata; Aves; Galliformes; Phasianidae. The record is from RefSeq and is a predicted model, not a curated record.
GGGGAGGGAGGGGAAGGAAGCAAAUGCCUGUGUCUCCCUCUCUCCAAACUGAUGAGGUGAGAGCCCGGUCCCUCCGCUCGCGGCAGUGCCGGUGACGGAGAUGACAGAGUGGGAGCCGGGAGGGGACGGCCUUGGGGCUGCGGCGUCGGGGAGAGGUGGCAACGGGCCCUCCUCGAGCUGCUGUUGGUGCUGAGUCUGUGCCAUGGGGUGCCGUGGGGUGCCAGGUUUUGUGCCACGGUGUCCCCGUGCCAGGUGCCAGGUCUGUUCAGUGGGGCGUUAUGGAGUGCCAUGGGAUCCCAGUGCCAUGGGGUGCCAUGCAGUGCCAGAUCUGUGCCAUGGGGUGCCCGGUUUUGUGCCAUGGAGUGCCAUGGGGUGCCAGGCAUUGUGCCAUGGGGUGCCAGGUAUUGUGCCAUGGGGACCCCAUGCCAGGUGCCAGGUGUGUGCCACAGGGCGUUGUGGAGUGCCAUGGGAUCCCAGUGCCAUGGGGUGCCAUGGGGUGCCAGGUUUUGUGCCAUGGGGUGCCCGGUUUUGUGCCAUGGAGUGCCGUGGGGUGUCAGGCAUUGUGCCAUGGGGUGCCAGGUAUUGUGCCAUGGGGACCCCGUGCCAGGUGCCAGGUAUGUGCCACAGGACGUCGUGGAGUGCCAUGGGAUCCCAGUGCCACGGGGUGCCAUGGGGUGCCAGGUUUUGUGCCAUGGGGUCCCCGUGCCAGGUGCCAGGUAUGUGCCGCGGGGCGUCGUGGAGUGCCAUGGGAUCCCAGUGCCAUGGAGUGCCAUGGGGUGCCAGGUUUUGUGCCAUGGGGUGCCAUGGGGUGCCAGGUUUUGUGCCAUGGGGACCCCUUGCCAGGUGCCAGGUGUGUGCCAUGGAGCAUCAUGGAGUGUCAUGGGAUCUCAAUGCCAUGGGAUCCCCUUGCUAUGGGGUGCCACACAAUGCCAGAUCUGUGCCAUGGGGUGCCGUGGGACAGGGGGUCCCCAUGUGCUACGGGGUCCCCAUCCCAGGUGCCAGGUCUGUGCCAUGGAACACCAUGGAGUGUCAUGGGAUCUCAGUGCCAUGGGAUCCCAGUGCCAUGGGGUGCCACACAGCGCCAGAUCUGUGCCAUGGGGUGCCAUGGGGUGCCACUCAGCGCCAGAUCUGUGCCAUGGGGUGCCAUGGGGUGCCACUCAGCGCCAGAUCUGUGCCAUGGGGUGCCAUGGGGUGCCACUCAGCGCCAGAUCUGUGCCAUGGGGUGCCAUGGGGUGCCAUGGGGUCCCUUCUCCAGGUGCCAGGCUUGGUGCCAUGGGGUCCUUGCUUUGGGUGCCAGGUCUAUGCCCAGGGACACCAUGGGGUGCCAGUUCUGUGCCAUGGGUUCCCUGCUGUGGGUGCCAGGUCUGUGCCCAGGGACACCAUGGGGUGCCAGAUCUGUGCCAUGGGGUGCCAUGGGGUCCCUUCUCCAGGUGCCAGGCUUGGUGCCAUGGGGUCCCUGCUUUGGGUGCCAGGUCUGUGCCACGGGAUGCCACGAGGUGCCAGAUUUUGCUCACUGCCACCUGCAGCAGCCCCAGCUCUGCCCUGCGUCCAGCAGCCCCACGUUAACCCGUGCCGUUAACAGCUCCUCUGGUUCUGUUUGCAAUGAGCCAGGUCCCCAGGGCUGGGGGUCAGUGGGAGAGCAGCCCCAGCAGCCCCCGGCUCGGCGCACAGCCAAUGGCUCACAGUGCUGUGGAGCUCCAAGCUGCUUGCCAGGAGCUCUGUGCUCCUGCUGCUGGGAUGUUCCUGCAACCGUGGGGCCAUGCUCCUGCUGCUGGGGAUGCUGCUGGGGUGAUGGGGCUGUACUGCUGGGAACGUGCCCAGAGCUGUGCUCCUGCUGCUGGGAUGCUCCUGGAGCUGUGCUUCUGCUGCCGGGAUGCUCUUGGGGUCAUGGAUCCAUGCUCCUGGGGAUGCUUCCAGGUCCGUGGGGCCGUGCUCCUGCUGCUCUGCUCCUAGGGAUGCUCCCAGGGCCAUGGGGCCGUGCUCCUGAGGAUGCUGCCGGAGCUAUGGGGUCAUGCUCCUGUUGCUCUGCAGCUGGGGCCACGCUCUUCCCCUUGGCCCCCAGCCUCUUCCCUGCCGCCCUCGGCUCACCCAGAGGUGGUCUCAGCUCAGUGGACCCCGGGGAUGCGGUUGGGUCCCUCCCAGCUGUCGGUGCCCUCCGUCCCUCCUCCGGGUUCCCCGGAUCUGAGGGCUGUGAAGACUUCCCCGUUUGCACUUCUGAGCUCAGAGCUGAAAUCCGGAGGCAGUCCAGGAGCAGACGUCUCGCCCUGGGCAGAAAGCAAUGGCAGCACCCGACCCACCGCGGCAGCCACCCAUGGCAUGGGGGGGGCCGCCGUCCCAUCGCUGUCUUC